Molecule: messenger RNA, 2251 nt
Organism: Pectinophora gossypiella (pink bollworm)
Lineage: Eukaryota; Metazoa; Arthropoda; Insecta; Lepidoptera; Gelechiidae
Product: phospholipase A1 member A-like
Exons: 9
Coding region: 479-1582 (367 amino acids)
Molecular function (GO): lipase activity
Source: RefSeq, a predicted model, not a curated record
AUAUCUGUUACAUUCUGUGUGUGAUCUCGUGUCAUGGUGCUCGCCAUCUUUACCAGCUGUCAACUGCACUCAUUGUACGCUAGAGUGUCCCCUUCGUGUGUUUCCUUAUCCUCAUUUCAAAGUCAAAGUGAAAAUUAUUUAUUCAACGUAAUUGUCGUAGAUAAACUAUCUGGUAUUUUUUUAGUCUACGUCAUUUUGCAAAUUGUUAUGGCGGGGGAGAAGAAAUGUCAAGAAACAAUUCAGAUAAUUCGUAAUCUUGUAAAUAUGAGCUUGUUACAUAAAGAAUUAGGAGGAAUAUGAGUGAACGAAAAGGCCAGCUGUACAAUGACUGCACCAAGUUAUUGAUUGAUUGUUCCUGUCUAUUUGAACAUUAAUAUUUGAGUGUCACGACCGCCCCGCGUGUGACGUUACGCGCCGCCUGCGCCGGUAUAGGCAGCCGUUGAACUUGAUUGGAGGAUCAAUCGUAGUUCAUAGUAUAAUGCGAGUCCCUGUGGGCUCCCUGGCGGCGCCGGCGGCGAUGCUCCUGUUGGUUCUGGCGGGGUGCGCGCACGCCGGUCGGUUCACGCCGCCGCCGGACAUCGGCAUGCCGGCCGGACUCAUACCUGAUUGCCCCGGAGUGCGCAAGAACGCGUCGAUCAGCGCGCAGUCGAUGCCGAUGCUGCAGGUGUCUUUCUACCGGCUGGACGCGGGCGGCAACCUGCUGACGCGGCCCAUGCCCGUCACGGCGGCCCACAAGAUGCUGGCCAGCGAGAAGAUCGACUGGAGCAAGAAGACGGUGGUGCAUGCGGUGGGGUGGCUGGACUCGGCGAUGUUCCCGCAUUCCCGCGCACUCGCCGCCGCGUACGCACGCCGCGGGUACAACGUGUUCGUCACAGACACCUUCGCCUUCCUCACCUCCAUAUACCCCAAGUCAGUUCGCCUAACGCGCGUGAUCGGCAAGAAGCUCGGCGAGUUCCUGGCCAAGCUGACCGCGCUGGGCCUGCGCGGCGAGCGGCUCGAGCUGGUCGGCAUCAGCCUGGGCGCGCACAUCGCGGGCUACACGGCGGCCGCGUACACCGCGCUGACGGGGUCGCGCCCGCGCCGCCUCACCGGCCUCGACCCCGCCGGGCCCUGCUUCCGCGCGCUGCCGCCUGACAUGAGGUUCAAUGCUGGCCUCGCUGACCAGGUGGACGUGAUCCACACGAACAUCGACGGGUUCGGCAUCGCGGAGCCUCUCGGCCACGUGGACGUGUACGUCAACGGCGGCGAGUACCAGCCGGGGGACGUGCCCUACAUCCCCUGCCUGGUGAUCUGCUCGCACGUCAGAGCGGUGCUCUACUGGUGGCAGGCGAUAGAACAUCCCAAGAAGUUCAUCGCCGUGCAGUGUGACUCAGUGCAGGAGGCCAGACUAGCGAACUGCUACAACAACACGGUGACCAACUACAUCGGGCUGGAGACCAGGUUCGACCGGCCCGGCAUCUACUACCUGUCCACCAGCAAUGAGUUCCCGUACUACCGCGGGCGCGCCGGCCUCGACGCCUCCAACGAGAUCUACACCUCCGUCGUGAGGAGCAUCAACGACGACAACGGCUUCCAAGUAUGAUGGAGGGCGUCAUGCCUCAGUCCGUCCUGUUCUCGUGUGUCGUGUGUUGUCUGCCCAAGGUGGAUAAAGGACCUUUAUUGAAAUAUAUCCGCAACCGUUUUCAUUCAGGUCAUUAAAACCGGAGCUGUCAAAUCUUCAGGUUAGGUAACAAAAACCUGUUAGGUAAGCGAACCCUGUGAAAACGGGAUAACGCUAGGGAGAUGAGGAAUGAAUUUAUGAUGUCCCUUAUGAUGUGAUUACCAGUAUUAAGAGUAAGAUGUAUAUAGUUUUAAGUCCUGUAACCCCGAUGUUUAGUUUUGUAUUUAUGUUAUUGUUUAGCCAUCGGUCACGUAAGUCUACAACUCCAAAAUGGCCUCGAUUCCUGCAGACACCUUUUAUUUUAAGUCAUACCCAUCAUUUUCUUCUCCGCCGAAAAGGAAAGAGAAAUGAUUGACAACUGUUAAUUUGAAAAUGAAUGAACGAAUGAAUGAAUAACCUGCGCAAAUAAAAAAGGCAUCUCGCUGAUAUGUAACCCGUUUGACGUGUGCUGUCAACUUAAUUUUGUCGGGCCAAUAUAAAAUUUUGGGAGGCAUUUUUAAAUUCUGCCUAAAAUUGACGUUCUAUAAAUCUUAUGCUUGCUAUUUUGCUAGAUUACCCGUCCCUUUCAUUUUCGGCGGACAAGAAAAUGAC